This is a messenger RNA of Mytilus californianus (California mussel), 1091 nucleotides long. RefSeq lists its product as uncharacterized. The transcript is spliced from 5 exons. NCBI's taxonomy places the organism in Eukaryota, Metazoa, Mollusca, Bivalvia, Mytilida, Mytilidae. The record is from RefSeq and is a predicted model, not a curated record. Bases 107 to 985 code for a protein of 292 amino acids.
AUCAAAUGGUGUCAAUUUCGUCAAUAUGAAAGUGGUCAUGUACUUCUAUUUCAUUUCACUUAAGUCAUUGGAUCUUGUCUGCUGCUGUAAACAGAUAUAACUCAAAAUGAUGGUGCUUGGAGUGUUGAUUUUCAUCGUACCGACUGUUGCUGCAGUGUUGAAUUCUUGUCAAGAUGUGUACUAUACAAAUCCUCAAAGUACGACAGGGUCAUACCGAAUCUAUAAUAAACAACAACAAGUCUACAAUGUAUGGUGUGAGUUCAAUACAAACUAUGGCUAUGCGUUUGUUUCAAAUCUAUCCCAUGUAGAUAUUAAUAUAGAUGAUUUGUAUACAGACAGAACACGUGCUAUCGUACGCCAUAUCACCGCUUCCGGUGUCCAAAAAGAGAUUGAAGUUGCACAAUUAAAUCGAUAUCAUACGACGCCCUUGUCCUUCCAGUACAACAAACAUAAUGGAUACGCUGAACCCCAGAAUCAUGAUAAACUUGGGCCAUAUAUCUAUUUCGGAUUUCUUCCAAUGUCUACCGCAGGUCACAGAAACGUUCAAGGAUAUCGUGCUGGUGGCGCCGACUACACUUUCACCAACUGUGACAGCAAUCCUAACAGUUAUUUAGCCUUGUUUUUUAACCGUAACAAUUCCGAUCCUGUAGGUUAUUUCCAAAAAUGUUGUCCUUCAACACUAAUAACAGCAUGGACAACACAUUCACAACCUCUUCAGAAAAACAGAUACAUGGACCCUCCUUUCUAUUUCAUAUUUGAAAUGCAUAUGGGUGGUUGCGGUGGCUACGAAAUUUCACUGCAUCAAGAUCUACGUGGCGUCAUUGGUGCUGCUAUCGGUUUCAGAUUUGAUAUCAAAGACCCAUGUGCUAAAAACCCAUGUCAGCACGGAGGUACUUGUUAUCCUGACGGCCGGGUGUAUACAUGCGAGUGUCCCGUAGGAAUUUCUGGUGUUCUUUGUGAGACAGUUGGGUCAUUUGUUGGAUGAGUAGAAGACGUUUAUUUUUGAAGGACGAAGUUCAGAUAGUUUUUGAUAAUCAAUAAACUGAGUAACUUGAAAAAAAUAUGAUAUUGAUUUGAGAAUAAAAUAAGAU